Sciurus carolinensis (gray squirrel) is the source of this 3974-nucleotide messenger RNA. RefSeq names its product BTB domain containing 19 (gene Btbd19). Gene Ontology annotation, molecular function: protein binding. The coding region runs from base 1599 to 2951 and encodes 450 amino acids. NCBI's taxonomy places the organism in Eukaryota, Metazoa, Chordata, Mammalia, Rodentia, Sciuridae. The transcript has 7 exons. The record is from RefSeq and is a predicted model, not a curated record.
ACAGUCCAGAGCUUCGUGGGUUCCUAGGUGCUUAAAGGGUUAAGGGCUGUUAGGGACAUAAGCAGGGAAAGAGAUGUUACUCAGUCUGGGUCCUGAGCUAGUCCUUGCCAUCCUGGUUUCCACUUUGCCUUGGCACUGUGUAGGUUGGCUAAGUGAGCUGUAUUAUACUUCCUUUUCUCCCAGCCACCUGACUUCAGCAUAAGGGGGAGAUGAAGUUGGCUUCUGACUCAGCCUGGAGAGUGGAAGUAGUGCCUCCAACCCUUAACUAGAAGGGAUGGACUGAACCAACUCCCUCUUCCAUAGAACCCUCUAGCCCUGGGGAUAUUGAAUCCAGCCACCUUCUACCAUUCCUGCUCUAAUAGGGCACAGAAGAUCUUCCACUACAGCAGGCUGAGAUUGGGGGCAGGUGACCCACUGAAGCUCUAUCCCUCUGCACCACCUACAGAAUGAUUUCUGGGAUGGUUGCCCUCCUCUCCCGAAACUCCCUCAGGCACCUGACUCACCUGCAGCCUUUGGUCUCGGAGCUUUCCUGGCUCCACAGCCCUGGCCCAGCUGGCCUGACCUGCAAGUGGGAGGAGGAAGAGCCGUGUUGUGCAGUUGCCAUGGGCUGCUGGGGCAAGCACUCCUUCCUCCCAGUGUACCUCCCUCCAGCCUGGCUCUGGAAUAACUUGAGUGUUACUACUAUGAGCACCUGCUGAGGGUGGGGUGCCCCUGAGUUAUUGGCGAGAGGGGCCUAUAGGGUCUUGAGCUUGAACAUGUUACCACCAUCAGACAACCAAGGGGCCUGAUGUAGAGAAGGGCUCUAGUUAGAAAACCCCAGGGCUCUUGAACCAUUCUCCAUUUCUUCCUUUGUGAAAUGGCCACAUGACUGGCCAUUUAUGAACAAAUCACAGGACCUAGGGUGUGGGAAGGCAUUGAGGCUUCUGGGGUGGCUGCUCAGGAAUCCAGGAUCUAGGCAGACAGGAAGGAGCACGUCAUGGCUCUAUCUUCUCCCCAUCAGUCUCAACAAGGACAAACAUUUCCGCUCCAGGCGCUGAGCUGGGGUGGGGCUUGGAUGACUUCCUCAUUCAGGGCUGUGUGCGGGGGCGGGGAGGCCCUUUGGCUCAGAUGGGAGGACCAAGGCCUGACAGCUGUGACUCAGUGGUAAACCCAAGUCCAGUCUCUUGACCCUUGCUGACCCAAGUGCCCUGGGGCUUUUCUCCAGUUGGCCACACCUCUUAUGUGCUUCAGUACCUAGAUUACCCUGCUGCAUUUCAAGGUUACCACAGGCUGCCAUGCUUCUGUCAGAGGUGACAAUUCACCUGACCCUGGAGGGGAUGGGACUACCCCAUCUCCAGCAGAAAGUCAUCUGGGCUUAGAAAGUCAUCCAUGGGGUGAGGAUUUUCCCUGUGGUGCUGAGGUUCCCCAGGCCUGGUUAAUCUUAGCUUAACCUAUGAUUCUGGGGGAGAGCAGGGGGUUUGAAUUCUGAUCCUGUGGCAGAUCAAGACCAGAGCUAAGGCCCUCAAGAUUGUGCUUAAGGCACUUCCACAGGCUAAAGUUUUCCACCAGGCUUGUGGGGAGAUGGGCGGGGCCUCCUUUUAGGCUGAGCUCCAGUUUCCAUGGAAACCCACAGGCUUCCCACCCCAGCGCUGCCUGGGCAGGCUCCCAACCUGGGCCUCAUCCCACUCCAGCUUCUCCCCUGGACUAUAGGCGCUUUGGCCUCAGCCUCUCCAGUUCUUCUACCCCUACCUCCACCAUAUUUAUCCCUAUUCCUGACCCUCUCUUCAUCCUUAAACUUUAGCUUCUCAGUAAAUAGGCUUCCUGAACUCUUGCCUCGCUCUCAGGCCUUUCUAGUCUCCUCAUCAGCUCUAGGGCCUGGCCAGGCCUCCCACAGACCAAGGAACGGCAGCAGACCUCCUAAGCCACUGCACCCUCUUUCUCCCUGCCCCACUCCAUGCAUGGAGACUCCAGAACUAGUUGUGCAUGGGCAGACUGCCUCCUUUUCCACAGCACUUCGAAGUCUUGUCAACAACCCUCGAUACAGUGAUGUUUGCUUUGUGGUUGGUCAAGAACGGCAGGAAAUAUUUGCCCACCGGUGCUUGUUGGCCUGUAGAUGCAACUUCUUCCAGCGUCUGCUCGGCACAGAGCUGGGUCCUGGGGUGCCUGGUCCCGUGGUGCUAAGCACUGUGCCAGCUGAGGCCUUCUUGGCAGUGCUGGAGUUCCUGUAUACCAACAGUGUCAAGCUGCACCGCCACUCUGUGCUGGAGGUGUUGACGGCAGCUGUGGAGUAUGGGCUGGAAGAACUGCGGGAGCUGUGUCUGGAGUUUGUGGUGAAGGUGCUGGAUGUGGAAUUGGUUUGUGAGGCUCUGCAGGUGGCUGUAACCUUUGGCCUGGGGCCGCUGCAGGAGCGGUGCAUAGCCUUCAUAGAGGCCCACAGCCAGGAGGCGCUCCGGACCCGCGGCUUCGUGGAGCUGUCGGCCGCUGCGCUGCUUCCCCUGCUGCGCAGCGACAAGCUCUGCGUGGACGAGGUUGAGCUGGUCCGGGCAGCCCGGAGCUGGGCGCGCGUGGGCGCAGCGGUGCUGGAGAGGCCUGUGGCCGAGGUGGCGGCCCCGGUGGUGCGAGAGCUGAGGCUGGCCUUGCUGGCCCCGGCGGAGCUGAGCGCCCUGGAAGAGCAGAACCGGCGAGAGCCGUUCAUCCCGGUGAGAACGCGGGGAACCAGGCUCAGACCAACUCCGCAACGUGGGGACCCGGAGCGGGGGGCGCGGCCCUGCCCAGCGUCUUCCGGGAAGAGGCAGGGCCCCGCGGUGACCCGCAUGCCCUGUAGGUGGAGCAGAUCGUGGAGGCGUGGAAGUGCCACGCCCUGCGGAGAGGGGAUGCUGCCCCGGGAGCACUGUGUCGCCGACGCAGGGGGACUCUGCCCCGGGAGCACCACCGCUUUCUGGACCUGCCCUUCCGGUGACCCAGUGCGGUGACUUGAGAGGAAUUCCGGGCCGGCCCGACCGGACCUACUCGGAACUGCAGCUCCCGAAGUGCUCUGCGGUUGGAGCGGGCUUCCGGGCGAGCUCGCGGGGACGACGGGGCGAGGGAAGGAUCGUUCUCAGGUGCCGCGCCCUGUGCCCGGGGCUGUGGGAGGAGAGCUGGGCCAGUGCAGUCUCGCCAGGGCACAACCCAAAAGCGAGGGUUUCUUUCACCCACGCCGGGGCACUGUGGUGCGCAGGUCUACCCCGAUUACUACCACGUGUCUGUCCAGUUCAGCCUCCGCUUUAAUAACAGAUCCUCCUCUGGAGGUCCUUCCCUGAGUGCCCCACAGACACCUCAGUGCAAACUCGAGCUCCCCAUCUUUCCCCAGCUCUGUCCCGGUUCUGUUUCUCAUGUCUGUGGGCGCCCACGCCCGAAACCUGUUUGUCAUCCUUCCCUUAUCCCCCUUCCUCACACUUGCCUCCGGUCUCUUUCUGCUUUCUAAAAGACUUUUCCAGAGGUUUCAGCCUUCAGCCUAUCCUGCCUGUCACAUCUCAUAACCCUUCUUGCCCUCGCUCCAGCGACCCCUCAAUUGAGUUCCCACAUGCAGCCUGCCCGAUCAGUUUAUCAAGUCGACUUCCCUUUAAUCCCUCAGCAUCCCUGUUAAACUUGCAGGGCACUCAAAACUACUGUGGUUUCUGAACAUUUAGCAACUCUUCUCUCACCCCUGCUUUUGCAAUAAUUCUCUCCUGGGAGGUACUCAAGAUUUGCUCCCUUGUUAUUGAGGUUUCUGCUCUUCACCUCUUUCAUCUUACAUCUUGUCUUCCUGUGGACCUGGAUCUUCCUGAAGAAAGAUCCCUGGGGCCUGGAGUUAGGCCUUAUUGGUUUUUUUGUUUUGUUUUGUUUCAUCAGUCCCUGUCACAUAAUCAGUGUUCUGUAAAUGUUAAGUGAAUGACUUUAUCUCCCUAUUUAUUCCAUAAAGAGUCCUCCUAACCUCCAGUACUGGGGACUGAACUCAGGAGCACUCUACCAUUAAG